Molecule: messenger RNA, 1558 nt
Organism: Guyanagaster necrorhizus
Lineage: Eukaryota; Fungi; Basidiomycota; Agaricomycetes; Agaricales; Physalacriaceae
Product: translation initiation factor eIF2 gamma subunit
Exons: 7
Coding region: 128-1558 (476 amino acids)
Biological process (GO): formation of translation preinitiation complex
Cellular component (GO): cytosol; eukaryotic translation initiation factor 2 complex
Molecular function (GO): GTPase activity; translation initiation factor activity; GTP binding
Source: RefSeq, a predicted model, not a curated record
UACCAAUCUCCAAAUUGCCGUUCAAUUUCUUCGAUCCAUUUAGUUUGACGCUCAGCCCUCGAGCGACACUCAGAUUGCUCUUGUUCCUUCCGUCCAUCAUCCCCAUUACAUCCAACAAUAAUUAACUAUGCCAGGCGACGAAACACUGCAAAAACAUCAAGAGGACUCUGACUCGGACGUCGAGGAUGACGAUGUCGCAGAUGUGAUUCCCAAAAUCGAUGUUGACCCCUCAAAACUCACGCCAUUGUCACCAGAGGUGAUAUCAAAACAGGCUACAAUCAACUUGGGUACCAUUGGUCAUGUCGCCCACGGAAAAUCGACAGUCGUAAAGGCUAUCUCCGGUGUUCAGACUGUCCGGUUCAAGAACGAACUAGUGCGGAAUAUUACUAUCAAGCUUGGCUAUGCCAAUGCCAAAAUAUACAAAUGCGAAAACGAUGCUUGCCCACGACCCGGAUGUUACCGCUCGUACAGAUCCGACAAAGAGGACAACCCACCUUGUGAACGACCAGGAUGCGGCCAUCGGAUGAAACUCAUCCGGCAUGUUUCCUUCGUUGAUUGUCCAGGACACGACAUUCUCAUGGCCACCAUGUUGAACGGUGCUGCAGUAAUGGACGCCGCUCUGUUGCUGGUCGCGGGUAACGAAACAUGCCCUCAACCGCAAACGUCCGAGCAUCUUGCAGCGGUUGAAAUCAUGAAAUUAGAGAACAUUAUUAUUCUCCAAAACAAGGUCGAUUUGAUCAAAGAGACUCAGGCCUUAGAGCAUCAAAAGAGCAUCGUUGCCUUUGUCAAAGGCACCGUCGCUGAAUCGUCACCCAUCGUGCCCAUAUCGGCCCAGUUGAAAUACAACAUUGAUGCUGUCAACGAGUACAUCGUGAAGCGUAUCCCAAUUCCCGUUCGCGAUUUUACUUCAGAUCCAAGACUCAUUGUUAUCCGGUCCUUUGACGUGAACAAGCCAGGGUCGGAAGUAGACGAUCUCAAAGGCGGUGUUGCUGGAGGGUCAAUUCUCACCGGUGUACUUCGUCUCGGUCAAGAAGUAGAGAUUCGACCUGGUAUUGUGACGAAGGACAACGCAGGGCGUAACAAGUGUCAGCCCAUCUUCAGUCGAAUUAUGUCACUGCACGCGGAGAACAACUUGCUGCAAUUCGCUGUUCCGGGCGGGCUCAUUGGCGUUGGUACGAGAAUAGACCCUACGCUUUGCAGAGCGGAUCGUCUUGUCGGGCAGGUCCUGGGUGCGGUUGGGAAGUUGCCCAAGAUUUUUACAGAGCUUGAAAUCAGUCUCUUCUUACUUCGUCGUCUAUUGGGUGUCAAGACGGAGGAUAAGAAACAAACCAAAGUUAGCAAACUCGUCAAGAGUGAAUUACUUUUGAUAAACAUCGGAUCAACCUCUACGGGUGGCAGAGUUCUCAGCGCCAAAGCUGACUUGGCUAAGAUCCAAUUGACUUCUCCCGCCUGUACGGAAGUAGGUGAGAAAGUCGCACUGUCAAGGAGAAUCGAGAAGCAUUGGAGACUGGUUGGUUGGGGAAGUGUACAACGUGGUACAGUUCUGGAGGUAGACUAA